Molecule: messenger RNA, 948 nt
Organism: Triticum dicoccoides
Lineage: Eukaryota; Viridiplantae; Streptophyta; Magnoliopsida; Poales; Poaceae
Product: calmodulin-binding protein 25-like
Exons: 1
Coding region: 26-709 (227 amino acids)
Biological process (GO): response to osmotic stress
Cellular component (GO): nucleus
Molecular function (GO): calmodulin binding
Source: RefSeq, a predicted model, not a curated record
AGCAAAGCUACUCCCUCUCCCUCCCAUGGCCAACACCUGCGCCAGCCUCGACACCGCCUGGUCCCACCUCCCCGCGUCCGCCCCGGCUCCCUGGCAAUACGCCGCCUGGUUCUCCUCUGCCGCCGCCGCCUUCGAGAACGACGCGCUCGCCACCGCGCUCGCUCGCGCCUCCGCCUCCGCCUCGCCCUCCUCCCCGACCCCUUCCUCCUCCUCCACCACCACCUCCUCCGCGUCCGAGCUGUCCUGCGCCCCGUACGUAAGCUGCAGGCCAGCCUCCGCGGCGGCGGCGCGGCACUGCACGGGCCGCGUCUCCAAGCGGAAGCCCCGGGUGUCCCGCCGCCCGCAGACCACGUACAUCACCGCCGACCCGGCCAACUUCCGUCGCAUGGUGCAGGAGAUCACCGGCUACGCCCUUCCCGGCGCGGAGAGAGCCUCCGCCGUGCCAGCGCCGCCCAGGCCGGACCCGCUCGCUUUCGUGCUCCCGACGCUGGACACGUCCGCCUGCUUCUUGCUGGACCAGGGCCAGGCGCCGUCGCUGCGGCAGCAGCGUUGGGAGGACAAGACGUCGGGCGGAGCGGCGGCGGCGACAGCAAUGCCCGGGAUGGCGGGCGACUCGUCGCUGCGGCUGAUGCAGGAGCUGGAGGCGAUGAUGAGCGCGCCGCCCGCCGUGUCCUCCUUCCCGACGUUGGAGAGCUGGGGGAUGAUCUGAACUUCUCAAGGAUUAGUCUUUUUCCUUUUCUUAUGCUAGCGCUUUUAGUGUCUUGUCGGUCCUCCCGAUGUGAGGGAUCAGAUGGUCGGUAGUGGUCGAUGGUUUAGCUUGAUCAUGGAGGGAGUAGCAUAGAUGCUGUCGUGGGAGAUCCUUUUUGUUGAGAUCGUACUAGGAGUUUUGUAAAGUGGAUUAGUGGCGGUCAAUGAUGAUGUUAAUCACUUGUAGUCUAAUCCAAGUAG